Messenger RNA from Cladocopium goreaui, 898 nucleotides. NCBI's taxonomy places the organism in Eukaryota, Dinophyceae, Suessiales, Symbiodiniaceae. The record is from the annotation of a GenBank genome assembly.
GUUGCACCGUCUUCCCCGUGAUCCGCCCAAAUGGCAUCCAUGGCACCUCGAGCUGGCGUCCGAUUCUUGCGCCUGGUUGCGGUGCUGCUGGGAGGUGGCUGUUUUGUGGCCCCACAGCUGAAAGCCUUCCGCAGCCGCGGAGAGAACGACACGCUCAUCCCAAGACCUGCGGGCACGGUGGAAGUUCCCGGUGGACUGAAGAAUGGCGUGAAGAUGGUGAUGGAUGAACAGCCCUUCAUGCUGAUGUCCCACCAAUCCAAGAAACAGGGGAAAGGUGUGGCCAUUACCAAAGCCAAGCUCAAGAACCUCCUCACCGGGGCGAUCAUCGAAAAGACGUUGAGCAGCGGGGCAAGGUUCCCUGAAGUGGAGACCGUCUGGGAAGUUGGCACCUUCAGCUACAGAGACGACGACGAUGGUUCCUACCACGUGAUGGACAUGGAAACCUUUGAGGACAAGUCGGUCUCUGGCGAUGUCAUGGGUGAGAUGGCGGACUGGCUCAGUGAGGGAGAUUCCGUGGAGUGGGAGCUUUGGGAGGGACGCAUUGUCAACAUGCAGUUCCCUGACGACAUCAUCAUGGAAGUGACUGAGAUCAAGCAGUCCAAAGACAGCGGUAGGGAUCAGAUCGUGACCUUGGAGAAUGGCAUUUCCAAGCAAGCACCGUCCUACAUCUCGGUGGGCGACAAGGUCCGAAUCGACAAGAAGAACUUUCAGAUCAGUAAGCGAGUGUAAAGUACUGAGAUCUCUGAGGUCGAAAGUGACGUAGCAAUGGUUGGUCCAUGACCAUGUUGAGGGUGCAAAGAUUCGGGACAGGAAACUCAUGGAUGAUAGGUGGCAAUUGUUACAAGAAUACGAUAAUAUGCGUUUCUGAGCUGGUGGAAAAGGAGUUAUAUAGUGUGGU